AUGAAUGGUCAAACCACCAAUGGUCAUUCAACACCCCCUUUACGUAAAACAUCAAGACAGAAUGGUUAUGUUAACAAAAUUAUACAACAAAAUGGUUUCGGCAAGAAAUUGAAAAAAAAUGGUCCAUUAAUUUCUGUAAAUGGUACAACCGGUGGAGGAUCAGGUGAACAACGGUUUGAUGCACACUUUAAAGUGCUACUGCUGGGUAAUUCUGGUGUCGGAAAGACAUCUAUACUUAGAACACUUGUCGGUGAAACAUUUUAUCAGACAACAAUAUCAACUAUAGGCAUUGACUUGAUAAAAAAGAUAUUCACUGUUGGCAGUCAUCGUAUACAGCUGGAAGUGUGGGAUACUGCAGGUCAAGAACAAUACCAUUCUAUUGUAUCUCUACAUUUUCGAGAGGCUAAAUGUUUCAUAAUUGUUUAUGAUGUCACAGAUUUGGAAUCAUUUGAACAAAUACGUAAAUAUUGGUUAAGAUCUGUGGAUGAACAUAUGGACGAUGCAGUGCCAGUUUUCUUUGUAGCCAAUAAAACUGAUAUGGUUAAAGAUAUCAAGGUAUCAACAGAACAAGGUCAAAGGUUAACAUCACAACAAGCAGCUCAUGGAUUUUUUGAAACCAGUGCAAAAACCGGUAAAAAUAUACAGAAUUUAUUUCAAGCAGUUGCUGAAUCUAUGGUUUCUACAUGGGGUGCACCAAAACUUGAAACCACACAGUACUUUUGGUUCAUGUAUGGAAUUUCCAGCCUGUGAUACCGGUAGCCCAAAUUUUACAGGAUGACCAUUGAUAUCAGGUGUGCGUCUGCAGGGAAUCGAACCCCAGACCGUGUGCGUGGUUGGCGAGAGUCCUAACCACUGUGCCACUGUGCUAACUAACUUACUAACUAGCCCGUGUGGUUUCCGAACACUGCCAAACACUUUGAAACGACGUCGAAAUAGUUGUUAAGUGUAACUUUCUCUCACUUGCAUUACUCAGAAUGAUAUUGAUUCCUGAUUAGAACUUCAUCAAAAUCAAUAAUAUCUUUAAGAAUGUUUAUGCUAG
Messenger RNA from Trichobilharzia szidati, 1039 nucleotides. The record is from the annotation of a GenBank genome assembly. Lineage: Eukaryota; Metazoa; Platyhelminthes; Trematoda; Strigeidida; Schistosomatidae.